UGAUGAAUGUACCAUGAAUAUGAACCCAUCCUUCAAUCAAAGACCGUGCAUUCACAUCAAAGGGUUUCAUUACACUUCAAUCUCAACCAACCAACCAUCCAAAUCAAAAAAAGAGUACAUUUCCAUAAACGAAAGCUUUGGUUGUGAGGUCUAUGAAAGGUCACCAAUGGCGGCUUCUUCCUUUGCAUAAACAAACCCUUUAUAAAGCUUGUUUUGGUAGAGCCAUGGGUUACAAUGAUUUAGAGAUGAUAAGUAACCAUUUCACAGUCGAGAGCUCGAAUGAAAGUGAUCAUUAUCAAGGAACAAUUAUGAGCUCGGCUAACCCUUUUUUCACUGACACCUUUUGUUUUGAAAAGUUUGAUCAUUUUAAUGAAAUCCCGAGCUGUGUUGCCCCAGCUACUGCUCUUUGCUCCUCCGCGCCUGCAAAUUACUCUUCGUUUCCUGCAUUUAACACAGAAGGUUCCAAGAGCUCGGGAGGAAGAAAGAGGAAAAGGGAAAAUGAACGGGAUGAGGAGAAGCCUAAAGGAGUGAUUCAUGUGAGAGCAAAACGAGGCCAAGCUACCGAUAGUCACAGCUUAGCGGAAAGGGUAAGAAGACAGAAAAUAAACCAGAGGCUGAGAUUCUUACAGGACUUGGUUCCAGGAUGCUACAAGACAAUGGGAAUGGCAGUCAUGUUAGAUGUGAUCAUAAACUACAUCCAAUCUCUGCAGAAUCAAAUAGAGUUCCUCUCAAUGAAGCUCUCCGUUGCUAGUCGCUACUAUGACUUCAACAACAGCUCCGAGACUGAUGAGAUUGAGAUAAUGCAGGCAACAAAUGGGUGUGAUUACAUGGAAGAGAUGGGCGGGAGGGUUGUAGUUAGAGAAGAAGAAGGGAAUGGAGGGUCCUUUUACCACCACUCUACUUUGCCACCUCUCUAACUUCAAUACAAUCUAUACUCUCAAACCAUAACUUUUAUUUAUUCAACUUAUAUUAAUGUUUUAUAAUUUCUUCCAAUCCAAACAUUAUACUAUAAUAUGUAAGCGUGACAUUAAAUUAAACUAAACAUAUCAUUUUCAUUUAAUUAAGGUUGUCUUAAUGUUCCA
Cucurbita maxima (winter squash) is the source of this 1082-nucleotide messenger RNA. RefSeq names its product transcription factor BEE 3-like. Gene Ontology annotation, biological process: regulation of DNA-templated transcription. Gene Ontology annotation, molecular function: protein dimerization activity; DNA-binding transcription factor activity. The transcript has 6 exons. The coding region runs from base 153 to 917 and encodes 254 amino acids. Gene Ontology annotation, cellular component: nucleus. NCBI's taxonomy places the organism in Eukaryota, Viridiplantae, Streptophyta, Magnoliopsida, Cucurbitales, Cucurbitaceae. The record is from RefSeq and is a predicted model, not a curated record.